CAGGUCGCUCCCUCUAGCGGCAGAGAGCUCGCCUGUUGGCCGCGGCGGAUCGUCACAGCCUCGGUCCGUCCUCCCGAGCCUGAGUGAAAGUUGUCCCCGCCUGGAAGUGCGUCGCUGCGGGAUUACUGCGCCCGUCCACCGCCGCUGUUGGCCUGGUUCUUUCCCCGGAGAGAGACGCAGCGAGAUGAGGCGGAAGGAGAAGAGACUACUGCAAAUCGCGGGUCUGCUCAUCGUCGCUCUGCUUUUCUUCCCAAAUGUGGGACUAUGGGCUUUGUACAGGGACCGAGUGUUCGACCACUCUCCGGAGAACACGGCGGAGGGAGCGGGCGCCUUCCCCGCGGUACAGGGGGUGAAUCGCGUGGCCAAAGACUCUCCUGUGGGCGGAGUUGGAGCGCGGAGAAUCGACUGGCACGACCUCGACGCCAUCAAACGGGACGCCGCCAGAACAGGAAACGGCGAGCAGGGGAAGGCGUUCCCUCUGAGCGACGCAGACAGAGUGGACCAGGCCUACAGAGAGAACGGCUUCAACAUCUACGUCAGCGACAGAAUCUCACUCAACAGGUCCCUGCCCGACAUCAGGCAUCACAACUGUGCAAAGAAGCUGUACGCAGAGAAACUUCCCAACACCAGUGUGAUCAUCCCGUUUCAUAAUGAAGGCUGGUCGUCUCUGCUCCGAACAGUCCACAGCGUCCUGAACCGCUCCCCCCCAGCGCUCAUCCACGAGCUCAUCCUGGUCGACGACUUCAGCGACAAAGAACACCUGAAGGGGGCGCUGGAGGAGUACAUGGUGCGUUUUCCUAAAGUGCGUAUCCUGAGGACGAAGAAGAGAGAGGGUCUGAUCCGGACGCGACUCCUCGGAGCCGCCGCCGCCAAAGGACAAGUCAUCACUUUCCUCGACUCCCACUGCGAGGCCAACGUCAACUGGCUCCCCCCGCUGCUCGAUCGCAUCGCCACGAACAGAAAAACCAUCGUGUGUCCCAUGAUCGACGUCAUCGACCACGACAACUUCGGCUACGAGACUCAGGCCGGAGACGCCAUGAGGGGAGCGUUCGACUGGGAGAUGUACUACAAACGGAUCCCCAUCCCGUCGGAGCUGCAGCCGGACGACCCCAGCGAGCCGUUCGAGUCUCCGGUGAUGGCUGGAGGACUGUUUGCUGUGGACAGGAAGUGGUUCUGGGAGCUGGGAGGAUAUGACACGGGGCUGGAGAUCUGGGGAGGAGAGCAGUACGAGAUCUCAUUCAAGGUUUGGAUGUGCGGAGGCCGAAUGGAGGACAUCCCCUGCUCCAGAGUGGGACACAUCUACAGGAAGUACGUCCCGUAUAAAGUCCCAGGAGGAGUCAGUCUGGCCCGUAACCUGAAGCGCGUGGCGGAGGUGUGGAUGGACGAGUACGCCGAGUACAUUUACCAGCGCCGCCCGGAGUACAGACACCUGUCGGCCGGAGACAUGACGGCGCAGAAGGAGCUCAGAGCCAAACUCAACUGUAAAAGCUUCAAAUGGUUCAUGAAGGAAGUGGCCUGGGACCUGCCCAAGCACUACCCCCCAGUGGAGCCCCCUGCUGCCGCCUGGGGAGAGAUCCGUAACGCCGGGAGCGGGUUGUGUUUGGAGAGUAAACACUUCGUCUCCGGGAGCCCCAUCCGUCUGGACACCUGUGUGAAGGGCAGAGGAGAGGCCGGCUGGGGCCACGGACAGGUGUUCACGUUCGGCUGGAGGGAGGACGUCCGCGUUGGAGACCCCAUGCACACGAAGAAGGUCUGUUUCGACGCCGUGUCCCACAACAGCCCGGUGACUCUGUACGACUGCCACGGCAUGAAGGGCAACCAGCUCUGGAGAUACAGGAAGGACCGCAGCCUGUACCACCCGGUCAGUAACAGCUGCAUCGACAGCAGUCCCACAGAGAGGCGUGUCUUCAUGAGCACAUGUGACCCCUCCUCUCAGAGCCAGCAGUGGAUCUUUGAACGGACUAACUCCACCGUCCUGGACCACUUCAACAGAGGGGACCCCCGCUGAGCUCCGGACCCACCGCAGCCAAUUUACAGCCGCCGGUGAAGGGAGCGAGCCGCGUACCUCCACCCGACCUCCUCAAGGCGAAAAGACUGUGGAGACGUGGUCCUAAAACACUGUAGCAACUUGUUUUAACUCUAUCUUUUCUUCUUAUUUUCAUUUUCAUUACAGAAUUUUAGGUCUGUCAGACUUAAAAUUCAGCAGCUUGCUCUCGUUCAGAUAAAUUAUGCAAGUUGUGGACAAGUUUGACAACUCGUGACAACAUUGUAAAAGAAAACUUCAAGUCUGUAACAAAACUCUGACCUUUUACUAAGUCCGAUCCAUAGUAAAAAGUCGAAGUUCAAUCCGUCAACUGGACAAAAAGUCGCAGGAGUGAAGACGUUUCUCUGCUCGUCCAAAACGCUUCUUCAGUUCUGGACUCUCGUUUUGGACGAGCAGCGAAACGUCUUCACUCCUACAACUUUUUGUCCAGUUGACGGAUUUAACUUUGACUUUUUUACAAAAAAAUUUGCAGGAGUGAAGACGUUUGGCUGCUCGUCCAAGCUAGCUUCAGUGUAGUUAGCUUCUUCCUUCAGACAGAUAUAAUCCAGCAGUAAUCUGACCAAAACUGAAGAAAUCUUUUGGAUCAGCAGCUUAAAACUUUUUAUCCAGUUACAGAUUUGAUUUUUGUCUUUUACUAUUUGUACGAAAACUUUAGCAAUGGACAAGUUUGGUGAGGAUUUUCCUGAUAUUUUUAGCUCCAACACGACGCAAAUUGUGUUUUAUUGUGACUAUUUUGUUCACAAACGUCAAAUAUUUUACAAAUGCAUACAAAAAAUGGAGCUAUUGUUUCCUAAAGUUCACCGUUAUGGCCUAUGUGACAUGAUCCGCCGGCUAACGUCAAUGAACAUUACUAACUUAAUAACUAGCUAACAUCAGCGCUAACCUCAUCCGUCUAUUCUAAUGCUUUUUAACAGUUUUUUUUUCAGACGUAUGAACUUAAACGGGACCAAAUUUCCUGCCCUCCUUGAAAGCUGUCUGUCUUGUUUCUCUUUUCUGAUGGUUUUGUGUUCAAAAUCGCUGCUGAUAUUUGACUGUGUGAUUGACAGGUCAGCUGACUCAAAGCGAGCCGUCUGAUUGGCCGAGCCGCAGAGGUGUUUAAAAUGCAUAAAGCACUUGCGUAUUGGAAAAACUUGAAUGACAUUUUUAGUGCCUUGUGAGAGAGAUGUGAGUUUGACAAACAGGGUCUGAAGGGGCGGAGCGAUUGGGAAGCGUUUGCUAAGUCCCGCUAACCUUAAAGAGUAGCUUACGUACGUCGGAAAAACUUGGAAAUAAAUGACAAACGGAAAGACGAUUCAAAAACAAAUCAUUUCCAAAAGUAACUCCCAGGAACUAUGCAACGUUAAUAAUUCUGUGCACAACUGCGCCCUCAACCACACUGUUAGCGUCACUGUUAGCGUCACUGUUAGCGUCACUGUUAGCGUCACUGUUAGCGUCACUGUUAGCGUCACUGUUAGCGUCACUAUUUCCUGUUCAGUUUUAUUUCUACGAGGUUUUUACAGACUAGGAGUGGGACGAUAAACAAAAAUAUUGUUUAUCUUGAUGAAAAAGGAACACGGUAAUCAUUCGUGGGACAUUUUAUAUAAUCGUGAUAAUCGCCAACAAAGAUAAUCGUCAUUUUAUCACCUGAAUGUGCAGAAAAAAGCUACUUAACCACAGGGGAGUCGACAGAGGGGGACAAAGGGCUCUGUUGUCCGGGGCCCCAGGGUCUUAGGGGCCCCAGAACUGUGAGUCUUCUUGACCCGGGCCCCCAAAUUUCUGUCAACGGCCCUGUUUAUUCACAAUGUUCUCCGCUAGAUCAUAGUUGUUUUCACUAGAAUCAUCUGGAUCAUUUCAUUCAUAAUAUUUUUAAACUGUCAGCAACUUUAAUCAUUAUCGUGAUAUAAUCGUAAUUAUCGCAGUUAUUUUGGCCGUGAUAAUCGUGACACCAAAUUUCAAUAUCGUCCCAGGUCUAUUCCAGAGUCACGCUACAAUAAAUAUUUAAAGAUCAGGCAGCGGACAGAAAGCUUCACAACCGGAGGAUACAGAGGUUUGUGUCUCAAUGCUAACGCUAAUGCUAACUUUGAGACAUACUAAACCACAAACUGAAGUAUUCUACACAUAAAAAUAAUUGUGUUGUCUUUAAUUAAUUUGUAUUUUAAUAGGAUGUUUACCUGAAUUUAGUGAAAGUGACUGUUAGCUUUGAGACACAGUGAGCUAGCUAGCGUGCUACUGUACACAGAGCCUAUUGUUUACAAAAAAACAUCAUGAUACUUUGGGAAUAAUCCUAUAUAAAAGUAAAAAAUCUAUUUAAAUUUAAAUUGUAUUGUAUUUUAUUAUAUCCUCAUGACUGUUUGACUGUUUAUUUCCAACCAACCGAUGACUUUACCUCACCGUUAGCGCCACCGUUAGCGUCACUGUUAGCAUCACUACUUCCUGUUCAGUUUUGUCUCUAUGAGGUUUUUACAGAGUCACGCUAAAAUAAAUAUUUAAAAAUCAGCCAUUGGACAGGGAGCUUCACAAAUAAAAUUGAAUACGUCACCGGAGGACACUUUUGUGUUUAGAAAGACAUGUUUAUGUCUCUAUGCUAACGCUAAUGCUAAUUUUGAGGCAUUAUAAAAAUUAAAACAACACCACAAACUAAAGUAUUCUACAUAUGAAAGUAAUUGGGUCAUCUUUAGUUUAAUUAAUUUGUAUUUUAAUAGGAUGUUUACCUGAAUUUAAUAAACGUGACUGUUAGCUUUGACUAGCUAGCGUGCUACUGUACACAGAGCCUAUUGUUUACGACAUAACAUCACGAUACUUGGGGAAUUAUCGUAUAUAAAAGUUAAAAACCCAUUUAAAUUAAAAUCUUACAGAGUUUUAUUAUAUUCUCGUGACUGUUUGACUGUUUAUUUCCAACCAACCAGUGACUUUACGCUGGAGAUUUGGGGGUGGGGCUUAGCAAAGAACCAAUCAGAGAGCUGUGUUUUUCUUGUAUUUGAUUUGAUUGAAACAUGUAUUUGCUGUGAAUAGAGCUGUGAGACUUUCCUCUGCGUUUUCCUGCCUUCAAACGCGUCCUGCCCAAAACUGAACUUAACUUCUGUCUUAUUUUUAUUCUAUUUUUUGUUCUGUUUGUGUUGGAUCCAAAGGGACUUAACACUUUUUUGUUUCGGUUGUUGUUGUUUUUUGUUAAAUGUUUGUGGGGUAUUAUUGUUUUCUUGAUGUUCUAACCAACUUAACUUCAUUUUUUUCCUUUUAAUUUAUUUGUACAAAGCUUAAAAUCUACAAAUAUCUACCAUAAUUACAGAUGCAAUCCUGACAAACGAAAUACAGAUAUUUAAAGAAACUGGUAUUUAAAAGGUUAAAGGUCAUAUAUUGUGGUAAAUUAGCUUUUUUUUAAACUGUUUUUAAUCAUACUCAUUGUGUUUACGGGCUACACAAACUACGUGCUUCAAAUAAGGCUCAAAACAAUAGCUGACCUUUAAUUUAUGUGUAAAUCUUGAUGUUUAUUUUUAAAAAUCAUGUUUCGUUUUUGAUUUUUUUGCGUUUAAGUCUUGUGUUGUGAAUUGGCAAAACCCCAUUUUUAUCAACUUGAACCAAACCCACCUCAGUACAAAAUACAACCUGCCUCCGUGUCCAUCAUUGGCAAAAAAAAAAAUGGGGACACUGGGGUCAAAGGUCAGUCAAAACCAGGGCAAGAUUUUAAGGAAGAUUUUCUUGUCCCGUAAGAAUAAGGAGCGCGAUGUCCUCUGCACGUGACCCACCCGGAAAACUGUGGAGGUCAGUGGGACGGGAGCAGUGGGACAGGGGCAGUGGGACAGGGGCAGUGGGACAGGAGCAGUGAGACUGGUACAAUGUCUGAAGCAGUGGGACAGGUGCGGUGUCCGUAACUGCAGUGGGACAGGUGCAGUGGGACACGUGCAAUGUCAGGAGAAAUGGGACAGGUGCAGUGUCAGUAGCUGCACUGGGACAAUUGUAAUGGGACACAUGUAAUGGGACAGGAGCAGUGGGACAGGAGCAGUGGGACAGGUUCAGUGGGACAGGUUCAGUGGGACAGGUGCAGUGGGACACAUGUAAUGGGACAUGAGCAGUGGGACAGGUUCAGUGGGACAGGAGCAGUGGGACUGACUCACAUAAUCAGUCCAAUUUACCAUCAUGCUCCAUUCAUAUAGAUGCAGAAAAGUGUCUUGCCCAGGGACACAAACUCACCACUGAUUAUAAUUGGGCUUUGAACCACCAACCUCCAGAUGAACGCGCCCGUACCACCUGAGCCGAGUGAGGACAUUUAAACUCGUCUUCACCUCCUGGAUCUCACGGCCCAGUACAAAACGCCACAUGGGCCAAACUUUACAAUCUCAUUUUUAUUAUAAAUUAAGUGCAAAACGUCACUUCUGUCUGAACGACAUUCACUCAAUCCAAGGCUCAUCUUAUUUUUAAUCCAAGUCGAACGUUUAAAUCCAUCGCAGACGUUUUAAAAUCGAUGUAUUUUCCAACAACGAUGUGAAACAAAACCAGAAAAACGAUGCACCGAGCGACAUUUUACAUCAAAUCGAAAAAAUAUGACCAGGUCCAAAGUCAAAUGAAGCUAAUCGAGGCUAGCAGUUAUAGCAGCUAAUUCGAAGCCGAUUUCCGUGUUUGGAAUUCCGACCGCGAGUAUCAUAGCAACCAAAGAGCCAAUCCAGAGCGAGGCUGUUGAAAGUAAAGCCCCUUCCCGCCCGCACCACUGGGGGCGCACUUAGCAACGCUGUCAAUCAAACCUGUUGCUAACGCUAGCAGGAGUGACCUCGCGGAAAAAAAGGCGCUUUAUUUGUCUGUUUUUAACGUUCACAUCUUGAUUUACAGACAAAAUAGUGAAAUAAAAACUGCAAAAAAGACCAAAUUUAAGUCUGACAGCAGCAGUUACAGAGAGAGGAGCGAUAGUUUUUCAAUAGAAAGUGAAUUGGAGCCAGAGUCGACGGAGCCAGUAGCGCGCACAUGAUCACUUCCUCUUUGGAACGCGGCGGCUAGCACGUUAGCUAUGUCCAUUUACCAUAUUUGGAGUAUAAGUCGCACUGGAGCGUAAGUCGCGCCAGCCAAAAGACGCAUAAUAACGAAAGAAAAACACAUAUAUUUCACGUAUAAGUCGCGUCUGAGUAUAAGUCGCACCCCCGGACAAAAUAUGAAACAAAAAUGUGACGUAUAGUCCAGAAAAUACGAUAUCUAAACGGUGUACGUCGUAUCUCAAAAGUUUUCCGUUCAAAUUCGCAGCAUCACUUUGUGGAAUAAGCUCGUACGACUCAUGUGUCUGUUUUGCACGUUUUUAAUUUUGUAUUUUGUAUUUUUUUUCCAUCGUGGGUCGACGUCUGUUUCGCUUGUUCCUGUGCAUGUUUUAUGUAUUUCUGUUUUGUUCCGUGUUUUAAUCAUGAAAAUCUCAGACAAAAACUGUGGAAAAAUUUAACAUCUCAUAAACUCUUCAUCAAAACGUGUUCGAAUCCAAACGCGGAAAAAAGCUACGGGCGCGAAAUAAUUCAGACGCGCCAGUGAUCUAUUUAAAAUGAACGUCUCUAGGUGUUGUAGCGUCGCCGGGAAUGUUCCACAGUGCGGCAUUAAUGUUAUUUAGCUUGUUUCAGUUACAGAUGUUUAAAAAAAAAUACCUGGGGGAAAAAAAAAAAAAACGCAAAUUCUCACUGCGAGCGGGGGCUUCUCUCCCACAGACCUGACCUGUAACUUGGCCUUUGCUGGCUUUAGGUUAUGUGCUCGUUGCCAUGGAGAUAGAUGCAAUUAAAUGCCAUACUGUGGGAUAUUACAGGCAAAACUAUAUUUUCACGGAGACGAGCAAGUGGUGGAGAUUUAUAAAUGAGUCUGGUGCGGAAAAAUUGUGAAAUAUUGACACAAAAAAAAUAAACUAAGAUAUUAUUUAAAAUUUAAAAUAAAAGUGCUGCUAAAAUUGGGAUUAAAUUAAUUUUUGGGGAUUUGUUUUUUGUUUUCGUUUUGAGUCUAAAUCUGGUUUGUGUUUUAAGGGCAGAGGUUUUUAAACUGUGCAAUCUUCCCGUGGAGGAACUGUACAUUUUGUAUCAAGCAGAAAGUGAUAUUUUUUUGUACUGACAUAGCACCUGUACAGCUGUAUUUAGAUAAAUAACAAAAGUGUAAUUCAAAUGGAAAAUGGGUCAUAUUUUUGCUGAGACUGUAAAAUAAAAGUUUCUAUAUUUGGACAAA
Molecule: messenger RNA, 8197 nt
Organism: Periophthalmus magnuspinnatus
Lineage: Eukaryota; Metazoa; Chordata; Actinopteri; Gobiiformes; Gobiidae
Product: polypeptide N-acetylgalactosaminyltransferase 10-like
Exons: 12
Coding region: 185-2008 (607 amino acids)
Cellular component (GO): Golgi apparatus
Source: RefSeq, a predicted model, not a curated record